Molecule: messenger RNA, 466 nt
Organism: Lecanosticta acicola
Lineage: Eukaryota; Fungi; Ascomycota; Dothideomycetes; Mycosphaerellales; Mycosphaerellaceae
Source: the annotation of a GenBank genome assembly
AUGCACUUCGGCCUCACCACAACGCCUUUCUCCCUCCUCCUCCUCGCCGCCACCAGCACAGUCCGAGCCUGGGACCACGGCACCGAAGCACAAAACUUCGCCUGUCCCCCCGAAGACAUCAUCAACACGCGCUGUCUCGGGAAAGGCGUACGUUCUUCUUUCCCCUUCUCCCUUUCUCCCUUUCUCCCCCUUACCUCAGGAAAGAAAAAACCUCCUCACCAUCAGACCUCUCUUUUCCUUUCUUUCGGCUAACUCUUGUCGCAAACAGGACUGCCUCUAUCAAAACCUCCAAGGCUGCGACUCGUACAUCCAAUGCGACCCGAUCGACGUCACCAAGGGCACCGCGAAGCCCAUCAUCAUGCACUGCCCGCGGGGGUUGGAGUGGAAUGAUGUCAAGAAGCAGUGUGAUGACCAUGAACAUACGACGUGUUAUGAGCAUUGGAAUCAUUGGUUGCCGGAGUUGUGA